Debaryomyces hansenii CBS767 is the source of this 1350-nucleotide messenger RNA. It is a transcript of the gene SAH1, whose product is annotated as adenosylhomocysteinase. Gene Ontology annotation, molecular function: adenosylhomocysteinase activity. Gene Ontology annotation, cellular component: cytosol. Gene Ontology annotation, biological process: L-methionine cycle. The transcript has a single exon. The record is from RefSeq and is a predicted model, not a curated record. Lineage: Eukaryota; Fungi; Ascomycota; Pichiomycetes; Serinales; Debaryomycetaceae. The coding region runs from base 1 to 1350 and encodes 449 amino acids.
AUGUCUGCUCCAGCUUCCAAUUACAAAGUUGCCGAUAUCUCCUUAGCUGCCUUCGGUAGAAAAGAUAUUGAAUUAUCUGAAAAUGAAAUGCCAGGUUUAAUGGAUAUCAGAAAGAAAUACGGUUCAUCUCAACCAUUAAAGGGUGCUAGAGUUGCUGGUUGUUUACACAUGACCAUUCAAACUGCUGUUUUGAUCGAAACCUUAGUUGCUUUAGGAGCAGAAGUUACCUGGUCAUCAUGUAACAUUUUCUCUACCCAAGACCACGCUGCUGCUGCUAUUGCUGCUGCUGGUGUUCCAGUUUUCGCCUGGAAGGGAGAAACCGACGAAGAAUACGAAUGGUGUAUUGAACAACAAUUAUUCGCUUUCAAGGACGGUAAGAAAUUGAACUUGAUCUUGGAUGAUGGUGGAGACUUGACCACUUUAGUCCACAAGAAGUACCCAGAAAUGUUAGACGACUGUUACGGUUUAUCUGAAGAAACCACCACCGGUGUCCACCACUUAUACAAGAUGUUGAAGGAAGGUACCUUAAAGGUUCCAGCUAUCAACGUUAACGACUCUGUCACCAAGUCUAAGUUCGAUAACUUAUACGGUUGUCGUGAAUCUUUGAUCGAUGGUAUUAAGAGAGCCACCGAUGUUAUGAUUGCCGGUAAGGUUGCCGUUGUCGCUGGUUUCGGUGAUGUCGGUAAGGGUUGUGCCAUGGCUUUAAGAGGUAUGGGUGCUAGAGUUAUUGUUACUGAAAUUGAUCCAAUUAACGCUUUACAAGCUGCCGUUUCUGGUUACCAAGUUGCUCCAUUAGAAGAAGUUGCUUCUAUUGGUCAAAUCUUCGUCACCACCACUGGUUGUCGUGACAUUAUCACUGGUGUUCACUUUGAACAAAUGCCAGAAGAUGCUAUUGUCUGUAACAUUGGUCACUUCGAUAUCGAAAUCGAUGUCGCAUGGUUAAAGGCCAACUCCGAAUCUGUUGUUGAAAUCAAGCCACAAGUCGACAGAUUCUUGAUGAAGAACGGUCGUCACGUUAUCUUAUUAGCUGAAGGUAGAUUAGUUAACUUAGGUUGUGCCACCGGUCACUCAUCUUUCGUCAUGUCUUGUUCUUUCUCCAACCAAGUUUUGGCCCAAAUCGCUUUAUUCAAGGCUGAAGACAAAGAAUUCCUCGCCAAGUUCCCAGAAUUCGGUAAGUCUGACAAAUUCGACAUCGGUGUCCACUUAUUACCAAAGGUUUUGGAUGAAACCGUUGCUAAGUGUCACUUGGACCACUUAGGUGCUAAGUUGACCGUCUUAUCUGACGUUCAAGCUGAAUACUUAGGUAUUCCAAAGGAAGGUCCUUUCAAGGCUGAUAUUUACAAGUACUAG